Linum trigynum is the source of this 3363-nucleotide messenger RNA. NCBI's taxonomy places the organism in Eukaryota, Viridiplantae, Streptophyta, Magnoliopsida, Malpighiales, Linaceae. The record is from the annotation of a GenBank genome assembly.
CAUUAAAUUCAAACCGCAAUAAAAAGUUAAUUUAGAAUAACAUAAUUCAAUACCUCUCAAUUAGAUAUUCGAGCUUCCCGCCGCAAAGCGCGGGCCAGUUGUCUAGUUAGGGAAUUUAUUGUUGCUUAGUUAAUAGCUUCCUCUGCGAAUCGACCUCGCGAUCUUUGUCUCCCUCCCUCUGCUGCGGUUCAUCAAUUCGCCCUAUCUCUUCCCUCCAUAAAUAUACAGAACUUCAAAUUCCCUCCUCCCAACACCAACGAAAUCCUCCAACAUCUGAAGAACUCAACAACCCUCCUCUCUCCGAUUCACUCUCUGAACUUCCUACUCCCCACCCGCCUUAUCUUCUCUGCCCCUCAUUUUCAAAUCGGCAGAGGAAGUAGAGAAACCCAAUGGUGGCUUCCAGAUUUCAAGCCGCUUCCUUGGUUGGUGCCCCUUCCUGCCCCAACGCCAUUGCUUGGUCUGACGAGAACUUGAUCGCAGUCGCUUCCGGCCACAUUGUCACCAUUCUGAAUCCAGCUUCGCCUAUUGAACCUCGCGGCACUAUCGCGGUUCCUACCGGAAAACAUUACCCAAUUGGCAGAGUUGAAAAAGAAGGUUUGCUCUCCGGUGACCUGUUGCCCACUGCUUUAUCGCGGGACCGGAAACCCUGUGCUAGGUCAAUUGCUUGGUCUUCUCUUGGAAUGUCUCCUAACUAUGGCUGUUUGCUUGCAGUUUGUACAUUUGAAGGAUGCGUGCGGGUCUUUCGCCCACCCUUUUGUGAUUAUAGCACCAACUGGGUAGAGGUUGCUGAUAUAUCAGACAUGCUGUAUGAUCAUCUUGCAAAGAUGAACUUUGUGGAGAUCGACAUCUCUACUUCAGAAAUUCCUUCUAAUGGAGUGUCAAAGGGAAAAUCUGCUGAGGAUGAUUUGCCAAAUUCACCAACUUGCAAGAUAUUCAAGCCUGUUGUAUUGAAGCAAUACAAGCGGAGACGAGUUACCGUUGUUACUGAGAUAAACAGCCCUGCUGAUAGUUUGGAGCAACACAUUUCAGAACCUAGACAUGCUGAGAUUACUAGCUCUAGGCCCACCCAUCUCAGUAUAUUGGAUAGCAAGACGUCGCGCAAGACUAAGCUCACCAAGCUGGGCAAGAAUAAAAUGGGAAGCUGUACAUUUCCGCUUUUAACUUCAAAGGAGUAUGCUGCUUGUAGUGCACUGCUUUCCUCACUUGUGGUUACAUGGUCGCCAUUAUUGUGUUCGCCAUCAAACAGAAGUUUCCCAUCUUCAGAUGAUCCAGUCAAGAAAUAUUCUAUUCUUGCUGUUGGAGGGAAGUCUGGUAAAAUUUCAUUCUGGAGAAUUAGUGCACCUCAAUGCUAUUCAAUUGAGCACAGUAAAGCCCCUACUGGUGUUAUGUUUCUUGGGCUUCUUCAGGCGCAUACUUCAUGGGUAACUGCAGUGAGUUUGGAAUUACUCAUUUCAAACUCUGAUCCCCAGGUUGUAAUGGUUACUGGAAGUACCGAUGGAAGUGUGAAGUUGUGGGUGGGGAAUGUGGAAGAACUGAGUAAGUUAUCAAAAGCUAGUAAAGUAGGUCCCUUUGUCCUAGUAAAGGAGGUUGUUCAUGAGAAUAUUGUCCCAAUUUCGGUUCUUUCAGUGGUGCUACCUGCUCAACCUGUAGAUAAAAUGCUUAUAGCAGUUGGCAAAGGAUCGGGAUCUUUCGAGAUUUGGACAUGUGACACAUCAAACUUCAAACUUGACAAAGCUGGAUGUCAUGAUGCUCAUGUCUAUGCUGUUACAGGUUUGUGUUGGUCUUCAGAUGGACUUUCUUUGUACAGUUGUGGCCAGGACAACUAUUUACGUAGCUGGAUCUUACGUGGGGAAUGCCUCUCCGAAGUGCCCAUUCUCUCGAAUUUUCCUGGUCAAACCGGUUCACAUGAAGUUCCUGAUGCUUUGCUUUCAUGCCUGGGCGUGGUAGCAUCACCUGGAAAUCUCAUGGUUGCAAUGGGCUCAAAAGGCUACUGGGAAUCCAACAUCCUAUUGUCACUGAAGCAGUACGAAGAUCCAUAUAAGCCUUUAGUAGUAUGGGAUAUCUUAACAGCUCUUCUGAUUUUCAAAGAUUCUGUUCCCAAGUAUGUCGACUAUUUACUGGGUAGAUGGCUAUCGACAACAUUCUUGGAUGGUCAGCACUCAGAUUAUCUUCCCCUUGGCGAGGUGCUGACACUUUCCUCAAAGAGCUUCUCGGAAGUCCCAUCUCGCCUCUUGCACCUUCUAAAUAUCAUGACCAGACGAAUAAUUCUGUCUGAGAUGAAGGCUGAGGAACUCAACUCCAGUGUCACCACUGACACUGCCAGUGUCAGACAUGAGACAGUUGAGCUUGGUUUGCAAACACUGUUAGGAAGUGAGAGAGAACUUCGAGAGAGGCUUGUGGGACUCAGCUUUGCUGCUUUUUCCAGUGGGUCUCACUCGGCAGCUACAAGUUCCUCACAACCGGAAUCUUGGUCUCCAUUGGGAGUCAUGCAGAUGGAGCAAUGGGUUGUAUCUAAUCAUGCUCACGUGAGGAAUCAACUCAAGGUCCUCGCGUCAGAAGUCCGGAAGCAUACAAGGAUUGGCGGUGACAGUAAUGCUGCAAAAGAGCAAUGCAUGCUUUGCACAGCCUCAAUUCCUUUCGAGUCUCCGGAGCAUGCAACUUGCCAAGGUGCAGAGAGCAUCAAGGGAGAUAUGGAGAAACAUGAAGUGCAUAGAUGUGCAGUGUCAAUGCAGGUUUGCCCUGCUAGUCCUUCGUGGUUCUGCAUAUGUUGUCGCAGGAAGGUGCACAAGCUGGCUCCUGAAUAUCUGUUUAAGAUGUCUAGGUUUCCUACGGAUUUUAGUUCCUGGAAAGAAGCUUCUAUAGCUGAGAAGUCCUCGAGACCCUUCUGCCCCUUUUGUGGGAUUUUAUUGCAGAGAAUGUUGCCAGAUUUUUUGCAGUCGGCGCAGCCAGUUUGAAGGGCAUCUACUGUUGGUUGAAGAAGAGACUGUUGGAGGUGUGCCCUUCUUACUUAUCGACAUCAGGCAUCUACUAUAUCGGCCAGAAAAUCAGCAGCCUACCCCGCCAAAUGUAUUCCUCUUGAAGUUAUGGUGUUCUUGCGAUCGAGAGGGCCUUCUGCAUGGUAAGCGGAAAAAAAUUCAGAUCUCAUAGAACUGGCGGUUAAAAGUUGAUCCUUUAUUUAAGAUGUUAAUUGCCAGUGCUUUGUAUAGGAUCGAUGUGAUCGUUUGGAUGAUUUGCAUUCUCAAAAGGACUGAGAAACCUGAAUAUUUGGAUUCAUUUUUGCUUGACAAACAUGGUAGGAAUUGCACUGCUCAUCUUGCUAUCUGAAAUGUCCAUGGCUUUCUGACAUAAAAUUUUUUUUUUGAA